CCACGUUGGGCAACCGGACAUCGAGAUCAUCGUGUCUCAUCACACCCAACGUCGCGAUGGCGGAUGAGGACGGCCAAGGUGAGCAGCACGUGCCUGCUGCAGACGCAGUGGUACGCCGACGCCCGCAGCUGCCGCCGUUUGAGUGGGGCAGUAACCCUGCACAAGAACAAGUGAACCAACUCAAUGCAGCCGUUAGGCAGAAGAUUGGUCGUGGCCUCACCCUGGGGCAUUUCCACCCUCGAUUCACAAAGACACCUCGACACCCUGUGAUUCUGCGAGCAGCAGAACAGUUGGGAAUGCGAGUGGCAUGCAGGCGCAUGGACACCUUUGACAUUGCCUGGUUCGCCGGGGUGAAAGAUGUGCGCGACAAGUUCUACACCGCAUGCCUCCUGCCAGUGCCCGGGCGCAUUGCCAACCGCAUCCCACGCUGUCGCGAAGCCCUCAUCAAAUCCAACUUUGCACAGCUGCUCAACCUCUACACUGAACUGAAUCCGGAUGCGCCGCGGGUGCUGCCGAGGACGUGGGUGGAGGAGCUGCCGCCCCACCGCGAUCCGCGCGCGUACUACAUCACGAAACCCUACGCAGCACGUGGUGGGACCGGCAUCCAGCUGUGGACCGGUGAAGACCUGUGCGACGCGGCGUUUGUGUUCCGCCAGGUGGUGCAGGAGUACAUUGCCCGGCCCAUGCUGCUGCGGGGGCUCAAGUUUGACUUUCGCCUGUAUGUGGUGGUGACGAGCGUGCAGCCGCUGCGGGCGUAUCUGUACCGUGACGGGCUGGUUCGCUUCUGCACCGCCCCGUACGCGCGCCCCUCCCAGGACAACGACGCAAACGUGUUCAUGCACCUCACAAACUACCACCUCAACAAGGACAGCCGCGCAUUCGUUGCGGAGGCGUCGACCGGCUACGCACCAGGCGAUGCCCUCGCAGCAGAGCGCGAGCACACUGCUGGCAGCGACACGCACGGUGAUGGUGAUGGUGGUGAUGGUGGUGAUGGUAGUGUUGGGGUGAAGGCGAAGGUCAAGGUAAGGGGGUCUGGAAGGAAAGGCAAGCGAGGCAAGAAGUUUCAGCAGCCGUCACAGCGACAACGACGCCAAACAAAGCCACAACAACAACAACAACAACAACAACAACAACAACAACAACAACAACAACAACAACAACAACAACAACAACAGCAACAACAACAGCAACAACAACAACAACAACAACAACAACAACAACAACAACAACAACAACAACAACAACAACAACAACAACAAGUUAAACAACAACGACAAGACUCCAAGCAUGUGGCUGCCGAGGACUUGGAGACACACACGAAACAAAACCUGCUGCUGGUGUGGGCGCGUUUAGAACGCGAAGGACACGACAUCCGUCUCUUGCAAGAGCGCUUGCACGCAUGCGUUUCGCACACACUGGCGGGCCUGGCGGGGAUGGUGGCAACAGGCGCCGACGCGAUCCUGGGGCCAGGCGGGAGCACACAUGGCGAUGGAGGAAGCACCGUGAUGCACAUGCUUGGACUUGACGUGAUGUUUGACGAGGAAGGACACCCGUGGGUGCUGGAGAUCAACAACAACCCGUCGCUGCUGUGCGACACCAAAACCGACUGGGUGAUCAAGGCGCCCCUCGUCCAGCAGAUGAUGGCCCACAUGCACACACGCGUUGCAACCUGGACACUGAACAACAACAGCACCACCACCACCACCACCACCGCAGCAUCACUGCUGUCGCAAUCAACGCCAGCACUCCCCGUGGCGCCACCAGCGCUGCCACAGCACCAGCUGCCACCGUCGCCCCUCUCAACAUCAACACCAUCCUCGCCAACACGACGGCAGCCCGUGUUUCGCUGGCGCCCAAAGACAACAGCGACCACCAAUGGUAGUAGCAGUGGUGCUAGUAGUGGUGGUGGGCAGCGAGAGGCCAGUGCUCAACAACACACACGCGCGCGCGCAUCAAGCGGCACAGCAACGAAAUUGAGCGUGAUGAAGUGGCCGACACCCGUGACAGCGCCACCUCAACCGCCACCACAUGCGCCCGCAGCACAAACCACUGCAGCAGUAGCAGCGCCAACAGCAGCAGCAGCAACAACAACAACAACGACGGCGGCGGCGAUGACGGCGAGCGUGGUAGUGCCGACGAUUGAGAUGAUGGCGGCUGAUGGCGGGGAGGACGUGAACCCGUCAGACGUGCACAUCUCCCGCUCCCUCUGCCAAUGCCCAACACCAACGGCACACGCGCAGACACACGUACAGGCACAGGAACAUGUGCCAUCGCAGCCAGGAGAGCGGGAUGGGAGAGGUGUGGGAGACAAGGAAGUGCGUGCGCAAAACGAGCACGCGGUGGCUGUGCAGCUUGAGCAGCAGUCGCUGGCUGGAGCUGAAGAGCAGCUGUGCCACGACAUACGUACAACCACCCUCUCCCAACCUUCAGCAACGACGUCACAACGUCAAACAACAGCAAUGCGCACAAGCACAGCUGCAACCGCAACUGCAUCCACAACAGAGACUGCAGCAGCGCCGGAGUUGAGUGCUGAGUACUUUGAACCGCUGACAUCGCUGACGACAAUGGCUGUUGAGCGCAACCCUUUCUUUUCUGCAGAGGCGUCACACUUGUUUCGCUUGCUCGCCGUCAGAGCAUCGCCCGCUGUUGCGCGGCGCCUGCUCGUGUUUCUCGUCGUCCCAGCAACAGCCCUCGCCUCACUCGCCACUGCAUGCGCCCCCACGCUCACUGCGCUCCCCAGGGAUGGUGGUAGUGAGCCUGCGUCCCAUUCAUCUCGUGUGGUGCUGCGAGAGGGUGAUGAUGUCGCCUCUGUAUUUGCAUCCGCCCCACCCCUCCUCUCGUUUCCGCUGUUCUGCCAGCAGCUGUCCCGUCUCGCGCGUGCCCUCUCCUCCGGUGUACACCGCGAUUGCGACGGCGUGGAUGCAAGCAGCCAAGUGGCAGCAGCGGGCCGCCACCGCCACCUGCUCACCGCUGUCAUCAAUGCACUGCACGCACACGCGCAGCGCCGCGACGCGAGUGAUGCGAUGUGA
Salpingoeca rosetta is the source of this 3029-nucleotide messenger RNA. RefSeq lists its product as uncharacterized. Gene Ontology annotation, biological process: microtubule cytoskeleton organization; protein polyglutamylation. The transcript has 3 exons. Lineage: Eukaryota; Choanoflagellata; Craspedida; Salpingoecidae. The coding region runs from base 57 to 3029 and encodes 990 amino acids. Gene Ontology annotation, cellular component: cilium. Gene Ontology annotation, molecular function: tubulin-glutamic acid ligase activity; tubulin binding. The record is from RefSeq and is a predicted model, not a curated record.